This is a messenger RNA of Suillus discolor, 1656 nucleotides long. RefSeq lists its product as uncharacterized. Bases 1 to 1656 code for a protein of 551 amino acids. NCBI's taxonomy places the organism in Eukaryota, Fungi, Basidiomycota, Agaricomycetes, Boletales, Suillaceae. The transcript has 4 exons. The record is from RefSeq and is a predicted model, not a curated record. Gene Ontology annotation, molecular function: oxidoreductase activity.
AUGUCCUCAGAACUCGACACUACCGCUAACAGACCAUUCCAUCGACCUGGUGACGAACCUUUCCAACACCCAGUUGGACAUAUGCAUGCUCACGGUCUAGCGCAAUAUUCUCCUGAGGCAGCGGAAGCGUUUUCGUUCCCUUCCAAGCCUGAGUCAAAGCACAAUGUGUCACCUCUUUUGUUCCAGACCCCGCAACCGCCUCUAUCUUCCGUAUGCCCCCAGCGCUGGCCAGGAAUAGACGCAGACAGCACCAAGAUGCUUUUGAAAGUGUUAGAGGACAAUCAUUCGAGGUGGCAUAUAUUCUUCAAUUACAAGGGAUUUCAUAACCAUGCGGCCCAUCAUCUUCUCGCGAUCUGGGCGAUGGGCGCAAGCGCCAAGAUCAUAUUUUCUGCUUAUGAAACUCAUUGCGUGUAUCAGCGGCCUGCGUUUGACUCACCAAGCCGUAUCACACGCCAUAAUUUCAAUGAGCACCUUGGCGACGAACGCUUUUAUUCAGCUUACUCGGAUUUUUUUGCCCUUGAACUCGGGAAGAAAGGGUUUGCUCGCACCUUUGAGGAAUAUGUAUUUGCUCCUUCUGCCAAUUACCUAGCAGAACCACCUCCGGAAGGUGAUGGUAAUCCGGAGAUGCUGUCUCGCUUCAUUGGUGGAUUGCUCCACCCUCUGAUUCACGCCGGUUAUGGCGCAGAGUUUGGAUUGCUAGGCAUGUCAGCAGAAGGUAGAGUUAACAUUUAUUUCACGCAUUGUGCUGGUUCUUACCUGCAGAAAGGUCUGGCUAUGACUGCUAUACAUCCUGCGAAGAUGCAUGCACUUCUUCCACCUUCGGAUUUCAGUUCUCCUUUGAAAUCUGGAACCAUGCAUGCCCUAUCAAUUCUCGCACUUGUCGCUAAGGAUGAACGAUUCGAGCACGUCAAAAUGAUGGACGAUUUAGACAUGCUUACGAUGACCGUCUCAUCUUACGACGAGGCACUUCGAGCGUACGCUGAAAUGUGGGAAUUCGAUGUAGCAAAUAAGGAGGGCGUCGCAAAAGCGGUAGAGGAACUUGCUUGGUUCAACUCGAUAAUUUAUGGAGUAGGGGGCAUGGCUAAGGAUACAUUCAGCGCUGAUUUCUUCUUGAUGCACCUUGCCACUUCCACCCUUUUCCUCCCGUCCCUCGUAACUUCGCUCUAUCAAAACCCCCGUGCCCAAGCCUUGCUGCUGCGUUCCUUCUUCGCAGUGAGCCUGGCGCGCUACUUGUCGCGGGGACGCCCCACCCUCGAUAUCACCAAGUUUUAUAGUGACACAUCACGGCUUUUGCCUUCUAGUGGUCUGGACGUCAUCCCGGGUCCGCAGCCUUCACCUUUCGAGAACACACUUCCCGACAAGAAUUCUCCUGAAGCGCGGACGCCAAAUUCCUGGUUAUCCAUAAUACAGACUACGCUCGUGCAGCGGGCACUCGACGCAUUUUGCAUCAUUGUACUGGCUUGCGAGGACAGGGAUGGUUCAGCCACCCGCAAAGAAGCGAGCGUAGCCACAGAUAACAGUAAGCUCGAAGAUGCUGAGCGCGACAUGGGACUUGGAAAGUUGGAUGGAACGUUGUUCCUUCGCGUGGCUAUGCUUACUGCGCACACGCUUGGUUGGAUGAGAGAGGGUCCAGCGCGAGGAGGGGUGGGAUUAUGA